Molecule: messenger RNA, 3619 nt
Organism: Lonchura striata (white-rumped munia)
Lineage: Eukaryota; Metazoa; Chordata; Aves; Passeriformes; Estrildidae
Source: RefSeq, a predicted model, not a curated record
GGAGCUGCGGCGCUGUUGGGAGCACGAACGGGAGCGGAGCGGAGCCGGGAAGGGAGGAAGCGGGGCGGGGCGGGAGCGCAGUCGAACCCGGCGCAGGGCCGCGCUGCCCCGGCCGUGCUUUGUUGUCUCGAGUCCCGGCCGCAGCAGCGCGGGCCCGACGGGCAGGAUGUCCCAGGAGAACCUCCUCGGGAUGGACGAGGGAGCGCUGCGGAAGCUGCUGGAGGCCACACUGGACCUGGCUGAGCGGCGCCGCAUCCGCUCGGCUAUCCGGGAACUGCAGCGGCAGGAGUUGGAGCGGGACGAGGAGACGUUGGCAUCCAAGCGCUUCCGCCCAGAACGCAGCAGCCACCGACAGGACAACAAGGAGAACUGGCCACAGUCCCAGCGCCUGGAAGAGCAGCAGCAGGCAGCCCUGGCUGCCUUGUCUGAGCAGCUUGAAGCUAUCACCAGUGUGGAGGAACUGACAAAACUGCUGCGGGCAGCGGGUGAGUAUGAGGAGCGCAAGCUGAUCCGAGCUGCCAUCCGUAAGCUGCGGGCUGAGGAGAUUGAAGCCGCGACCCUGGCUGGGAAUGUGCAGAGCAGCCGAAGGGAUGACAGCAAGCCCCGCACUGUGCCUGGGGAAAUUAAAAUUGUCCAGAGGGACAAUGCUGAAACACCAGCCCUUACUGGGAGUGAAGAAAGCUGUGUUGAAGGCAGCACCAAACCUCCAGACACAGACAAGAGCGGGGAGAGCAGCCAGCAGGAUGAUGCAGAGCCAGCACUGGCUGGGCCAGAGGAGAGUGGAUAUGAGGAUGCUGUGGAGCAGGCCCCUGCCCAGGAGCCCAAAGGCUCAGCGGCCCCCAGGCGAGAGGAUGUGGUGGAGGAGGAGCAUGUCCCAGCUGGGAUGCAGGAGCUGUGCAGCCAGCAGGCAGGAGACCCUCAGAAACCCAGUGCUCAGGCUGUGGUUUCAGGGACCCUCAUGCUCCUGGAGCUGCAGCCAGCCUCAGAGCCCAGUCCAGAGCCUGAGGAUGGUGGUGAGGACCUGCAGCAGGGUCUGCCCCUGGGGCAGCCCCCAGCAGCCUGGAAAGAAGGGAACCUGGGCAGCCCUGCCAGCGCCCCAGAGCCCAGUGUGGCACAAAGCCCCAGAGGGGAGCAACUCACCCUGGGCCAGCCCAGUGCUGGCAGCCAGCUUCAUGUUGGGGUGCACUGCCAGGUGCUGGGGCCAGGUGGGAGACACGCAAGGCCAUCAGUGGCAUCAGUGCCCACCCAGGGGGACACAGGGACCCCGGCUCGCCUGAAUACUCACCGGUGGGAGCUGGUGCCCUCCUCUCCUUGCCUGGCUGGCCCCACGGAGCAGCGUCCGGCCCCGCGCCCCGUCGGCUCCCGCCUCGACGCCAUGAAGACCUUCUUCACCAUCGAGAUCAAGGAUGGGCGCGCGCAGCCCCUGGCGCCCCGCAUCACGGCCACCCCUGGCAGCCAGCGGGCAGAGGUGACUCUGGAUCUGCGGAGCACCCCCAUCCGUAUCACCACCGUCCCUAGCAGCGUCAGCAGCAUCUGCAACAUCAGCAGUGUCAGCAGCAAUGUCACCAAGAUGGAGCCAGAGAUGGUGGAGCAGCAGCAGGCACCAAGGCGAGAACCAGAGCUGCCCAACGGGAUGGAGAAGGUGCAAGUGAGGGAGGUGGAGAGAAGGAGCAAGCUGAAUGUCGAGGAGCUGAGCAAGAUUGAGGAUGAGGAUGUUCUGGAUAAGAUGUUGGAUCGGACAACAGACUUUGAGGAGCGACGGCUGAUUCGAAAUGCCAUGCGGGAGCUGCGCCAGCGCAAGCGAGACCAGCGGGAGAAGGAGCGGGACCAGCGGCUGCAGGAGGCUAGAAGCCAAUCUGUGACAGGAAGGGCUGGCCAUGCCACAGAGACCACCACCACGCAGAGCACUCAGUCAGCCGAUGGCUCGGCAUGCAGCACUGUCACCAAGACUGAGCGUCUUGUCCAGUCUAGUGAUGGCACCAAGACCUCUCGUACUACAACCAUGGAGUCAAGUUAUGUGAAGAGAUCAGACAAUGGCAACAGGACUUUUGUUCAAACCAAAUCAUCCUACAGCUCCUCAUCCAAAAAGACAGGCAGCAUUUUUGACCGUGAAGAUGAGAGUGCUUCUCGGCAGAGCAGCCUGGCCGCACUGGAGCGGCGUCAGGCAGAGAAGAAGAAGGAACUGAUGAAGGCUCAGAGUCUGCCCAAAACAUCGGCCUCACAGGCACGCAAAGCUAUGAUGGAGAAGCUGCAGAAGGAGGGUGGGAGUUCAAACCCUGCAGCACCACAGACUGCCGUGCAGCGCUCCUCCAGCUUUGGCGUGCCUAAUGCCAACAGUAUCAAGCAGAUGUUGCUGGACUGGUGCAGAGCCAAGACCCGGGGCUAUGAGCACGUGGACAUCCAGAACUUCUCAUCCAGCUGGAGUGAUGGCAUGGCCUUCUGUGCCUUGGUCCACAAUUUCUUCCCUGAUGCAUUUGACUACAGUAAGCUGACGCCUCAGAACCGCCGCCAAAACUUCGAGGUGGCCUUCUCUUCUGCAGAGAAGCACGCGGACUGUCCACAGUUGCUGGACGUGGAGGACAUGGUCCGGAUGCGCGAGCCAGAUUGGAAGUGUGUGUACACAUACAUUCAGGAAUUCUAUCGCUGCCUGGUCCAGAAGGGGCUGGUAAAAACCAAAAAGUCGUAGCCCCUUGUCAGCCCCCCCCAGGACCAAUGGACGCUGGUGGACUGCGUGCCGCUGGUGGAGGUUGAAGACAUGAUGAUCAUGGGCAAGAAGCCUGACGCCAAGUGCGUCUUCACCUACGUGCAGUCCCUCUAUAACCACCUGCGUCGCCACGAGUUGCGCAUGCGGCAGAAAGAGUGCUAGAGCCUGCCUUUCCCACCCCCACUGCUGCCCUCGCCCCACAGCUGCCUGCGGGCAAGGGAGCUGCUUGCCUGGGAGGGUCUGGGGGGCCAUGGGUCUGGCACUGGGGACAUGAGAACUCUUCCACCAGGCCACCCCCACACAUCUGCCUUGGCAGAGCUGCUUCUGUCUUGACCAGCUGUGGGCAGAGCCAGGUGGGCACUGCUGGGGAUGCUCCCACCUUGGCUUGCCCCCCUUGAUCCAGCCUUUUAAGUUAUUUGUUCUCCAGGAAUUAAUUGCCCUGCAGGUACCAUCCCUGUGUCCCUGAGGUGGCACAGGCACAGCUGUGGGGCCACGUCACGGGUCUGUGACUGAGCAGGGCUGUGCAGUCCAGCCAGGAUCACGGGUACAUCCUGCAGGCAGCGCCUCAGUGGUUCCCUUGGCCCCUUGCAAGGAAGCCUCUCUGCCCACUGCAGGCCCUGCUUGGUGUCACCUCCCUGGGGACAGCUCUACAACCAUGCCAACUCCCUGCUUCCCACCUCCACGUGCAUCUGAGGCACUACCACAUUAGGGGCACCUGUGGGCUGGGGAGGGGGGUAGCACAAGGGGUCCCAGGGGAGUGCAAGGUGAACGGACCAAGCUGGGACAACUGCCCCCACUCUCCUCCAGCUCAGGCCACCCAUGUGCUCAGCGCUACUCGCCCCUCUGUCACAUCUCUACACCCGCGCUGACAUAUACCAACACCAGCCAGAUAAUAAAGGUUAAUCUAGGGCAAUG